UCUGCUGACAGUAGUAUAUGUAUGUCCUGCUGGAAGCACGAUUCUCCCUGUCUAACACAGAGUAAUAGACAUGUACGACAGCAGCAGCAGCGGUCUCAAGAUUCCCACAAGUCCCCAAGAAGAGGACAAAGGAGAAGGAAAGGUGUAUGGGAAAGUUUUCGCAGAACUGGAGUCAGUAGACCUGCCCCUAGGAACGACCUUAAGAUCCGUUUACGAUGAUCAGCCCAACGCACACAAAAGGUUUAUGGAGAAACUUGAUGCCAGAAUUCGCAACCAUGACCGAGAGAUUGAGAAAAUGUGCAACUUCCAUCAUCAGGGAUUCGUGGACGCCAUCACAGAACUGCUGAAAGUCCGAGCAGAUGCUGAGAAGCUGAUGGGCCAAGUGAGCGACACCAAUCGAAGACUUCAAGACGCCGGACGGGAGGUGAAGGCCCAAACGGAGGAAGUCAUCCGCUGCCGAAUUCAACAGAGGAACAUGGCCACCACGGUGGAGAAGCUGCAGCUCUGCAUUCCUGUCCUGGAAAUGUACAGCAAAUUGAAGGAGCAGCUUGAAUCGAAAAGAUACUACUCUGCAUUGAAAACCAUGGAGCAGCUAGAAAACAUUUAUAUUCCCAGAGUGAGCCAGUACAGGUUCUGCCAAAUCAUGGCUGAGACACUCCCAAAACUCAGAGAGGAGAUUAAAGAGAUCUCCAUGUCCGACCUGAAAGACUUCUUAGAGAGUAUCCGAAAGCACUCGGAUAAAAUUGGUGAAACUGCAAUGAGACAGGCUCAGCAGCACCGUACGUUUAACAGUGCGGUGCAGAAGCAGGUGACUCUGAGCUGUGCCAAACCUCUGUACGGUCUGAACAGUCGAACACCGCUUCAUCACAAUGGCCUGAUCACAGAGGCAGCGGAUGAAGAGGAGAUGGAUGAGGAGGUCUUGACGGCACAGGAUCUGGUGGAUUUUUCGCCAGUCUACCGUUGUCUUCACAUCUACACUGUUUUGGGAGACAGAGAGACAUUUGAAAAUUACUAUAGGAAGCAAAGAAAAAAACAAGCGAGAUUAGUACUGCAGCCUCAGUCUAACAUGCACGAGACAGUGGAGGGCUACAGGAAGUACUUUAAUCAGAUUGUCGGGUUCUUUGUGGUGGAGGAUCACAUAUUACAUGCCACCCAAGGCCUGGUGACCAGAGCCUUCACAGACGAGCUGUGGAACAUGGCCCUGUCCAAAAUCAUUGCAGUGCUCCGCACACACUCCUCUUACUGCGAUGAUCCCGACCUGGUCCUAGAACUGAAGAACCUGAUAGUUAUAUUUGCAGACACUUUACAGGGUUAUGGCUUCCCUGUGAACAGACUUUUUGACCUUUUGUUUGAGGUUAGAGAUCAGUACAAUGAAACACUGCUCAAGAAAUGGGCCCUGGUGUUCAGGGAUAUUUUCGAGCAGGACAACUACAGCCCCAUUCCAGUGGAAAAUGAAGAGGAGUAUAAGGCUGUGGUCAGUCGCUUCCCCUUCCAUGAUGCAGAGAUUGAAAAGCAACAAUUUCCAAAGAAGCUGCCCAUGUCCCAGUCAGUGCCUCAAAUCUACGCUCAAGUGAAGGAGUUUAUUUACGCCAGCUUGAAGUUCUCAGAGUCGCUCCAUCGCAGCUCAACAGAGAUUGACGACAUGCUCCGUAAAUCCACCAACCUGCUGCUGACGAGGACGCUGAGCAGCUGCUUACAAAAUCUCAUCAAAAAGCCACACAUAGGAUUAACCGAGCUAGUUCAAAUUAUAAUCAACACCACCCAUUUAGAGCACGCAUGUAAAUACCUAGAGGAUUUUAUCACAAACAUCACUAAUGUUUCGCCGGAAACGGUUCAUACUACAAGACUCUACGGGCUUUCCACCUUCAAGGAUGCCAGACAUGCAGCUGAAGGAGAAAUAUACACCAAACUCAACCAGAAGAUUGAUGAAUUCAUUCAGCUGGCUGAUUAUGAAUGGGGCAUGGCAGAGUCGGACGGCAGGGCCAGCGGCUACCUCAUGGACCUCAUUAACUUCCUGCGUAGCACCUUCCAGGUCUUCACACACCUUCCGGGUAAGGUGGCACAGACGGCGUGUAUGUCUGCUUGUAAACACCUGGCCACGUCACUGAUGCAGAUGCUGCUGGAUCCUGAGCUCAAACAGAUCAGUAUGGGAGCCAUUCAGCAGUUUAACCUGGACGUUAUGCAGUGUGAACUGUUUGCCAGUUCAGAGCCCGUGCCAGGAUUCCAGGGGGACACGCUGCAGUUGGCCUUCAUUGACCUCCGACAGCUUCUAGAUCUUUUCAUGGUGUGGGACUGGUCCACGUACCUGGCAGACUAUGGACAACCCACCUCAAAAUACCUGCGGGUGAACCCCUCCACUGCGCUGGCACUUUUGGAGAAAGUCAACAGAGGGUACGUAGAUCCAACAUGGAUUUCUCUUUUUCCAUAGUAUUGUGAUAUGCUGCAUGAAUAGAAUCUUACAUACAUGUGAAAUAUCAUUUAUUUCAUCAUCAUUUAUUCAUCCCACACCCACUGCAGCAUGCAUACUGUACAGAGUGGCUGAAUGAUAUCAUUUGAAUAACUCAUAUAUCAUGAUACAUAUGUUAUGUAUCACUAUAUUAUUACUAAUUCUUACUGCACUGAAAAAUGUCUGUUUGAAAUUCAUAUUAAAGUUUGUUUAGAAUCAGCAUCUGAUAUUAUGAAAUCAUGAAUCACAUGAUUAUGAAUUACAAAUUGAUGUAAUAUAUAUAUAUAUGUGUGUGUGUGUGUGCGUGUGUGCGUGUGUGUGUGUGUGUGUGUGUGUGUGUGUGUGUGUGUGGAAAAAAUAUUAGUUAAACAUUAAUAAAAAUUUUAUUUCAGGUAAAUACAUCCAAAGCAGCACUUCUGUUUUUCAUUUAAAGUUAAAAUACAAAAAUAACUAAAACUAAAUAAACUUAAACUUGAUGGAAACUAUAUAGACAUUAAAAACUACUAAAAAUUAUUAAACACAGUGCAAAAUUGCUAAAACAAGUGAAAAUUGAAAAAAUACAAAAUAUUUACAAAAACAUGAUUACUUGUUAAAUGAUUCUUAAAUAACCCUGCAGUCUGUGUAUAAAACUAUUUAGAUUUGUUUAAUAUAUUGGUCAUUAAUUGUAUUAUUUGUAGUUUUAAUGACUUUACGCCUAAUUUAUUAUUCUAAAAUGUUGAAAACUAUAAUAAUAGUUUUCUGGACUGUGAAUCUGUCUGCCAUACAUUUAUUUGCCUAUAAUUUUAUGUCCUAAUUUUGCUUUCCCAGGAUGAAAGACACAAGUAAAAAGAACAACAUCUUCUCCCAGUUCAGGAAGAACGACCGUGACAAGCAGAAACUGAUCGAGACGGUGGUGAAGCAGCUCAGAAGUCUGGUGAAUGGAAUGUCCCAGCAUUCCUAGAGUCGUCCAAACACUGGGCUGGGUUUGAAAAUGUAACUUACAAACCAUGUUAAACUUCUUUCUUUGGCCCCCUUUUUUUCAAAAUCCAAUUACUUGCUGUAAGGUAACUACUCUUAAAGUACUGUGGUAUAUUUUGACUGCAUCCUCCAUGUGUUCUGCCAAAAUGUUCAGCACUGUAGGGUUAAUAAUGUAAAUAUACGGCAAACAUGAAGAGUAAAAAAAAAUGUGAGCAUAAAAAGUUAUGCAGUAAUUUUUUGUAACGUAUUUUUAAAGGUUGAGAAUUAUGUUUUGUACGUUGUGAAAGUGCAAUGACUCCUAACACUACACUUGAGAGAGCGGAGGUGUGGAUGUGACUGCUGAUGCUGAUGGUCAUAUUGCAACCUGUAUGAAAUUCUCCCUAGUGUAACAUGGAUGAAGAUUUUAUUGUAAAUAAUUUUAAAUAUAUUUAAAACUGCUAUGGAAUCAUGCUUCCCAUCGGUCUGCCUUGAGUUGAAGUUGAACUUAUAAAUGCUAAACAUUUGCAUGAGAAUGCGUCGUUUUUUUCUUUUACGUUGGCAGACUUCUGUGGACAAACAGCACUUCUAUAUUGAAAAGAAUCUCAAAUGUUCAGCUGCAUUUCACUGAAUAAAGCACCACAGAAUUAUAUUUCAUUUUUAUUUUCUCAGGGUGAAAUGUAAGCUUUGGGUUCAGACGCUUCAGAAUCUCAUUUUUAGUUGAAAAUAAAUAAGCAAUAAUUGGCCCUGCUACAGACUCCGGCAUACAAAAUUCUAGAUUCAUUUCUUUAUUUUGUUUCUUAAAAUGUAUUUUGACCAGGCAUUUUGCACUGAGAAUUAUUUAAGUUUGCCUUUUAACAAGCAACUGUAUGCUGCUUAUAUAUUUAAAGUACCACUGUAUAUACCAUAAUAUUUUAUUAAAAUGGGGGGAAAAAAUGAAUGUAAAGAUAAAGCAUUUGUCAUCUGUUUUCAUAUUUCAGUUUCCGGUUGAUGGCUGUAACGACACUAAUAUCGGUUUCACUUUAAAAUAGCACUCAUAACUUAAAGACUUGCUUAACAAAUCACUAGUUCCUUAACAUUCAGAUAUGUUUAUCAAUGUUUCAACACAUAACAGGUAUUUGAUUGUACGUUAACUAAUGAUCUGUUAAGCAUUAUGGAGUGUGUGUUAAUAUUAAUAGGCACCAUGACAUUCAACAUUUCAACGAGGCAAACAGAAUCACAAUCUUUAAAAAUAUGUAACUGGCAUUACCUGGAGUUACACAAACCCAAGUGACUACAGUCGUUUCCAAAGUCCACCCAUUUUUAUUUGUGUGCUUUAAUAAAAUAUCACCACAAAAAUA
Molecule: messenger RNA, 4719 nt
Organism: Carassius gibelio (silver crucian carp)
Lineage: Eukaryota; Metazoa; Chordata; Actinopteri; Cypriniformes; Cyprinidae
Gene: exoc6
Product: exocyst complex component 6
Exons: 22
Coding region: 71-2428 (785 amino acids)
Biological process (GO): exocytosis; intracellular protein transport; Golgi to plasma membrane transport
Cellular component (GO): membrane; exocyst
Source: RefSeq, a predicted model, not a curated record